CGCGCAGCCGCGCCGCAGGACGAGCGGGCGUGCCGACGGGCGCCGCCGCCGACGGCCAAGUAAAAGGCUCCGGCGGCGUUUGGCGGUCAGGGGCGGCAGCAGUGUCCGGCGAGCGGGGAGCCCGUGCGGACCGAGAGCGAGAGUGUGCCCACCGCGACCGAGCUCCGCACGGAACAUGUGAGCGAGCCAGCGCGCGCACAGUCACCAGUGUCCGUAGUGUUUGUGUGUGUCCCACCGGUAUAGUCACUGGUCGUUUUAGAAUGUCCCCGAUGGUGCGUUGGAUCGGCCUCUCGCUGGCCCUGCUGGCCGUCUGCUCGUUUGGAUCACCCCAGCAAGCAUCCAACAACGUCCCGUUCACUGCAUUCGGCUCGCCGGCGCAGCAGCGGCAGCGGGAGCGGCAGCAGGGCGCGCGACUGCUCAACAACAACGUCCUGUCGUUCCAGUCUCGGCCGCCUGGGUUCCCGUUCAACGCUCCGCAGCAGUUCCCUCAGCAGCAGCAGCAGCAGCGGCCGUUCACCGCCUUCCGCCAGCAGCCGCAGCAGCAGUUCCGACCGCCGGCGCAGCCGCAGUUCGGCCAGUUCCGGCCAGUGCUGCGCUUCCCGCCACAGCAGCCACAGGAGCAGCAGCAGCAGAGGCAGGAGCAGCAACAGCAGAAUGUGUUCCGCGCGCCGCCGGUAACGCAGCGGCCGCGGCCUCGCCCCACGCUCUUCCAGUUUGUGAACCGGCCACCUACGACGCCGGCGCCCACUGAGAGCCCCACUCUGCGCUCCAACGAGGUGACCGUGUUCGAGCCGGAGCUGACGGAGCCACGCGGUCGGUUCGGCGCCCCGCCGGCGCCCCGGCCCACGCCCCAGUUCUCGGCGCCCCAGACGUCACCGGCACCACCGCCACGCAGGACACCGUUCGUGUUCUUCGGCAGGCCAAGGAGCACGACCGAGCCCACCGAGCAGCCGCCCAGCGAACAGCCACCGCCAACCACCGAGACCUCGUUCACAACCGAGGACCUCACUGGAGACGGAGGGCUGAUUGACUACGGUGACUAUCCGGAGGGAGACCUGUUUUAUGACUAUGUCGACGAAGUUGGUGAUGUCUUCCCGAGCGUUACUGAGAAUAGUAUCGAGGCCAGCACGGCGAGCGCCCUCAGUCAGUUUGCCGACACGACUGAGCGCAGUCCGAUCACCACUGCGGCGGGCGGAGACGCCGUCUUCACCGACUCCGAGGCACCGGUCGACGCCACCAGUGAACCCGAGACCACCACUGAGUUGGCAACUGCCAGGCCUGCGGAGACCACGGAGCCAUUGUCGGCCGCCGACGUCGAAGCGACCGAGUUCGUGCCUGAUGUCACCGCGACCACGGCUCGGCCUUUGUCCGUCUCCAGCGACAGCGAACUUCAAUCACUGGACUCUGUAGACCUGGGUACCGUGAGUGCGACUGCCGCACCUCUGCCAGCGAGCACGGAGCCGUCACUCUCCGACACGGACUUCACCACGGCCAUCACCGCGCCGCCCACCAACCGCAUCACCCGCGAGACGACACCGUUCGCGCCGCGGCCCACACGUCCCUCGUUCCAGCGGCGCCGGCCCUCCUUCCGGGAUCGGCUACAGGGCCGCAGCCAGGACGGAGGCGCAGCCGAGGAGGCCACACCAGAAAAGGAGACGCCGGCGCCGCGCCGCCUGUCCCUCAGGGAGCGGCUGCGGCAGCAGCUUCUGGAACAGCAACGGGAACAAGCCUCGGCAGCUGCUACUGAUGAGGCGACCGAAGAGCCUGAACCAACUACCAGACCUUCGCCGCGGGCCAGCUUCCGAGAGACAACAAGAGCACCCUCGACUGAGGCAACUACGUCACGUCGCCUUCCGACGGCGAACCGACGCCCACGUCCAUCCAUCAGUAGCAGCGGCGGCGGCGGACUCGCCUCGCUGCUCAGCCAGCUGAAGGACGAAGAGUCGCCGGUUGAGGAGACCACGGCCGCCGCUACGGACGCACCCGAGACAGAGGCGACAACUGAGCAGAUUGAGACCACCACUGCCCGCAGAGCACCCAGUCCUCGCCGAGGACUGGCGGAUAUCAUCGCCAAUGGCUCUCCGGAGCGACCUCGGGCAGUCCAGUCCCUGAUCGAGCGUCUGCGUGGCAGUGCUUCCAGCACGGAACGUCCUGGAGCCAACCGAGACGGCAAGGAACUCCGGGCGGACAGUGAGCGCCAGCGGCCGGUACGUCUGCCACCGCGCAGAAGGCCGGGAUCACGCACCACGACCACGACAACGGAGCCGGCGCCGCCUACCACGGAGUCAGCUGCUGAGUUGGAUGUGGUUGAGGAGGAUGUGUCACGCUUCCUCCCGCCCGGCUUCAAGCCUGUCUCCGAGUCGGUCGAAACUACCACGCUGCGUACCGACGGAGGUGUAGUCAUCAUCGAGGAGGACAUCAACCCCGACCUCCUGCCGGAGAACUUCAAACAGCAGGUGCGUGAGGACCUCGAGAGCUCCAGCACACCGAAGCUGACGCCGCCGCCGCAGACGUUCACACCUAAGGUCGAGGUUCAGGAUGUGGAAGACCUGUCUUCGUUCCUGCCUCCCGGGUUCCAGCUGGAGUCGGUGAGCACCACUAGUGAGAAGAAGCAGCCGGUCAUCAUUGAGGAGGACGUGUCAGCCUUCCUGCCGCCCGGCUUCAAACCUGUGGAAACUACCACGACGGAAAGUUCUGGGCUGCCAGUCGUCGCCAUCGAAGAGGACGUUUCUGCUUUCCUCCCGCCAGGCUACAAGCCCGCAGAAACGACCACCAAAUCCAGUCUCCCGAUCGUCGAGGAGGACGUUUCCGCCUUCCUUCCGCCCGGCUUCAAGCCACGAGAAAAAGCCACCUCAACGUCUAGGCCCAGUGUUCCAAUCGUCGUCGAGGAGGAUGUAUCGGCGUUUUUGCCGCCGGGCUACAAGCCUCCAGCAACCACGACUUCAGAUAGUGACUCAGAAACUCCGGCCGUGACUGUUGUUGAACAGGACGUGUCGGCCUUCCUGCCGCCGGGAUACAAGCCCGACAGCCAGGACCCCACUACCACCGAGAAAUCCACCACGAGGGCGCCGAGCAGGAAGGGCGGCAUCGUCUUCCCGGGCGGCAGCAACAAGGAGAGGAAGCCACUCGAUCUGAACCUGCCGCUCGGCCGUCCUGACGACAGCAGCGAGGCUGGAGGCAGCACGCCGCUGCCGCCUUCCGCAUACGAUCUGGAGAACCCCGGCAAGGGCCUCUUCUCACGGCUCGGCGACCGACCGAAGUUUACGGGCUGGCCAAGCCCUCCUCCGAAGCCGACGGUGCCGGGUGAGGUCAGGACGACCAAAUCAACCACGCCUCUGCCGACGGCGGCUACCACCACUACCACGACCACGACCACCACCACAACUCGCGUGCCGACCACGCCUGGCGUGUGCGGCUCCAACUGCCGCAUGGCCAGCUCGGUGCGCAUCGUGGAGGGCCUCACCUGGAGGCCGGAGCUGGCAGUGCGGAACACGGAGCCGUGGAAGGACGCCGCCGAGCUGGUCACACUCGAGCUCACCGAGGCAUUCAAGGCGUCCCCACUGGCGGUCUGGUUCGACAAGGUCGUCAUCGACUCGUUCAGGUACGUGUCGCCCCCGAUCGGUUACGCACUGAAUGGUUGA
This is a messenger RNA of Amphibalanus amphitrite, 3641 nucleotides long. RefSeq names its product mucin-5AC-like. The coding region runs from base 261 to 3641 and encodes 1126 amino acids. The transcript has 4 exons. The record is from RefSeq and is a predicted model, not a curated record. NCBI's taxonomy places the organism in Eukaryota, Metazoa, Arthropoda, Thecostraca, Balanomorpha, Balanidae.